CAACCAACAUGUUGGAUCUCUGUUUAGUUGUCACUGUGUUAACCACAACCAACAUGUUGGAUCUCUGUUUAGUUGUCACUGUGUUAACCACAACCAACAUGUUGGAUCUCUGUUUAGUUGUCACUGUGUUAACCACAACCAACAUGCUGGAUCUCUGUUUAGGGGUCAGUGCUCUAAAAUGAGUCUCUCUGGGGAGAGAGAGGAGGGGGGCCCUGCCUCUAAAAUGAGCCUCUCUGGAGAGAGAGAAGAGGGACCUGCCUCUAAAAUUAGUCUCUCGGGAGAGAGAGAAGAUGGACCUGCCUCUAAAAUUAGUCUCUCUGGGGAGAGAGAGGAGGGGGUCCCUGCCUCUAAAAUUAGUCUCUCUGGGGAGAGAGAGGAGGGGGUCCCUGCCUCUAAAAGGCGUCUCUCUGGGGAACAUCACACCAAAGCUAACAGCCCAAUCAAGCAGGAGAGACCAGCCUCCCCUGUUCCCAGCUGUGUGUCCAUGAAGAGUGACAAGUCUAUGGGUGUACCUAUAUUCUUCAGAGAGGAAGAUAUGUAUACUGAACAAAGAAACCAACAGGAGAGAUCAGAGUCAGAGAUUCUCAGUGUUCAGUCUUCCCAGAGUCAUCAAACAGACCUGGCCUCCAUAUUCAGUUUGCUUGAACAGAAUAUUAUGACAUUUGUGAAGAACGAGCUGAAGAUGUUCAAGAGGAUUCUUAGUCCAGAAUUCCCAGAAGGCUUUGAGAGUCUGAAGCAGGAAGUGGUGGACCCUGAAGAUGAGCAGCAGGAGAGCAGUGCCAGAGAGGGGGCUCUGAAGAUCACACUGCACAUCCUGAGGAAAAUGAACCAGAAGGAGCUUGCUGACACACUGGAGAAAUAUGAGCUCGCUGUGAUUUGCCAGCGUGAACUCAAAUCUAAUCUAAAGAAGAAGUUUCAAUGUGUAUUUGAGGGGAUCGCUAAACAAGGAAACCCAACACUUCUCAACAAGAUCUACACAGAGCUCUACAUCACAGAGGGUGGAACAGGAGAGGUCAAUAAUGAACAUGAGCUGAGACAGAUUGAGACAACGACCAGGAAACAAGCAAGACCAGAGACUGCAAUCAAAUGUAACGACAUCUUCAAACCCUUAACUGGACAAGACAAACCUAUCAGAACUGUGCUGACAAAGGGAGUCGCUGGCAUUGGAAAAACAGUCUCUGUGCAGAAGUUCAUUCUGGACUGGGCUGAAGGAAAAGCAAAUCAGGAUGUCCAAUUUGUAUUUUCAUUCCCUUUUCGGGAGCUGAAUUUGAUGAAAGAGGACAAACACACUUUCAUUGAACUUCUUAAUCACUUCUCAAUGGAAACCAAACAAUCAGGAAUCUCCAUCUACAACAAGUACAAAGUUCUGUUCAUCUUUGAUGGUCUGGAUGAGUGCCGACUGCCCCUAGACUUCCAGAAGAACAAGAUCUGUUGGGACGUCACAGAGUCAACCUCAGUGGAUGUUCUGCUGACAAAUCUCAUCAAGGGAAAUCUGCUUCCCUCUGCUCUCCUCUGGAUAACUACCCGACCUGCAGCAGCCAAUAAGAUCCCUUCAGUGUGUGUUGACCAGGUGACAGAGGUACGAGGGUUCAAUGACCCACAGAAGGAGGAGUACUUCAGGAAGAGAUUCAGUGAUGAGGACCUGGCCAGCAGAAUCAUCUCACACAUAAAGACAUCAAGGAGCCUCCACAUCAUGUGCCACAUUCCAGUCUUCUGUUGGAUUUCAGCAAUAGUCCUUGAACACAUGCUGAAACAUAAGAGAGAAGAGAUGCCCAAGACUCUGACUGAGAUGUACACACACCUUGUGGUGUUUCAUACCAAACAGAAGAAUGAAAAGUAUCUUGGGAAAGAAGAGACAGGUCCACACUGGAAUAAAGAGAGCAUUCUGUCACUGGGAAAACUGGCUUUUCAACAGCUUGUGAAUGGCAACCUAAUUUUCUAUGAAGAAGACCUGAAAGAGUCUGGUAUUGAUGUCAGUGAAGCCUCAGUGUACUCAGGAUUGUGCACACAGCUCUUUAAAGAGGAACGUGGGCUGUACCAGUACAAGGUGUUCUGCUUUGUUCAUCUGAGCAUUCAGGAGUUUCUGGCUGCUGUAUAUGUGUUCCUCUCUUUCAUCAACAACAAUGAGAAUCUAAUGGACAAACUGCAAACAAAAGACAAGUCUGUAGUUACUGUCUACAAGAGUGCUGUGGAUAAAGCCUUACAAAUUGAGACGGGAAACCUGGACCUUUUCCUCCGCUUCCUUCUGGGCCUCUCACUGGAGUCCAAUCAGAAGCACUUACGAGGUCUACUGACAAAGACAAGAAGCAGCUCACAGAGCCAUGAAGAAACAGUCAAGUACAUCAAGGAGAAGAUCAGGGAGAAUCCCUCUCCAGAGAGGAGCAUCAAUCUGUUCCACUGUCUGAAUGAACUGAAUGACCAUUCUCUAGUGGAGGAGAUCCAAAGCUACCUGAGCUCAGGAAGUCUCUCUGAAGUCAAACUGUCACCUGCACAGUGGUCAGCUCUGGUCUUUGUGUUGCUGACUUCAGAAAAGGAGCUGGAUGUGUUUGACCUGAAGAAAUACUCCAGAUCAGAGGAAGGUCUUCUGAGGCUGCUGCCAGUGGUCAAAGCCUCCAGAGCUGCUCUGCUGUCAGGCUGUGGAGUCACAGAGGAAGGCUGUGCUUCUCUGGUCUCAGCUCUGAGGUCAAACCCUUCACACCUGAGAGAGCUGGAUCUGAGUAACAAUGACCUGAAGGAUUCAGGAGUGAAGCUGCUCUCUGCUGGACUGGGGAAUCCCCACUGUAAACUGGAGACUCUGAGGCUGUCAGGCUGUCUAGUCACAGAGGAAGGCUGUGCUUCUCUGGACUCAGCUCUGAGGUCAAACCCCUCACACCUGAGAGAGCUGGACCUGAGCUACAAUCACCCAGGAGACUCAGGAGUCAGACUGCUCUCUGCUGGACUGGAGGAUCCACACUGCAGACUGGAGAAACUCAAGCUGUCAGCCUGUGGAGUCACAGAGGAAGGCUGUGCUUCUCUGGUCUCAGCUCUGAGGUCAAACCCUUCACACCUGAGAGAGCUGGAUCUGAGUAACAAUGACCUGAAGGAUUCAGGAGUGAAGCUGCUCUCUGCUGGACUGGGGAAUCCCCACUGUAAACUGGAGACUCUGAGACUCACUGGCUGUAAACUCACAGACACAUCCUGUAAAGUGUUGGCCUCAGUUCUCAUUUCAAACCCCUCACACCUGAGAGAGCUGGACCUGAGUAACAAUGACCUGAAGGAUUCAGGAGUGAAGCUGCUCUCUGAUGGACUGGGGAAUCCCCACUGUAAACUGGAGACUCUGAGGCUGUCAGGCUGUCUAGUCACAGAGGAAGGCUGUGCUUCUCUGGUCUCAGCUCUGAGGUCAAACCCCUCACACCUGAGAGAGCUGGACCUGAGCUACAAUCACCCAGGAGACAAGGGAGUCAGACUGCUCUCUGCUAGAUGGGAGGAUCCACACUGCAGACUGGAGAAACUCAAUGUGGAACAUGGUGGAGAGAACAGAAUGAAACCUGGGCUUAGAAAAUAUGUCUGUGAUCUCACACUGGACCCAAACACAGUAGACAGACUCCUCUCUCUGUCUGAGGAGAACAGAAAGGUGACAUGUAGGACAGAGAAGCAGACGUAUCCUGAUCACCCAGAGAGAUUUGAGGACUGUGGACAGGUGCUGUGUAGAGAGGGUCUGACUGGGCGCUGUUACUGGGAGGUAGAGUGGAGUGGAAGAGGGGCUGUUAUAGGAGUGACAUAUAAAGGAAUCAGCAGGAGAGGAGGGGUUAAUGACUGUUGUCUUGGAUACAAUGACAAGUCCUGA
Messenger RNA from Oncorhynchus nerka (sockeye salmon), 3826 nucleotides. Its product is annotated as NACHT, LRR and PYD domains-containing protein 12-like. The record is from RefSeq and is a predicted model, not a curated record. NCBI's taxonomy places the organism in Eukaryota, Metazoa, Chordata, Actinopteri, Salmoniformes, Salmonidae. Gene Ontology annotation, biological process: intracellular signal transduction. The coding region runs from base 179 to 3826 and encodes 1215 amino acids. The transcript has 12 exons. Gene Ontology annotation, molecular function: protein binding.